AUGAUGAUUAAUUUACCUCAGUUGUUAUUUAUAAUUUUAUUUUCUAAAAUCACAAAAAUAAACACACUUCAUAAUUCGUAUGAUUCAGGAAUAUCAAAUUUAAAUCAAGAACAAAUAAAUCUUCAACACUUAAAUUUACAAAAUAUUCAAUUAAAUAAUCCAAAUUUAAAUAUGCAUCAAAACAUAAGUCCUAGAACUUGUAAAGAAAAAUUAAAAGAAUGUGCGUUUGGUUUUAUUGUUGUAGCAUUUGUAUUAUGUUUUAUUACUACCAUUUCAUGGAUAAUGUUUAAAUCCUUUUUUAGUUAA
This is a messenger RNA of Hepatospora eriocheir, 306 nucleotides long. Lineage: Eukaryota; Fungi; Microsporidia; Hepatosporidae. The record is from the annotation of a GenBank genome assembly.